This is a messenger RNA of Ostreobium quekettii, 1818 nucleotides long. Lineage: Eukaryota; Viridiplantae; Chlorophyta; Ulvophyceae; Bryopsidales; Ostreobiaceae. The record is from the annotation of a GenBank genome assembly.
AUGGCGAGGAUGGCGGCGGGGAACGGGCCCGCAAUGAUAUCGGCUGUCGUGGAGCGCCUGAAGCCCGAGGAUAUCGAGCUGUUGCUGGCCAACCGCGGCCUGCCGUCGGUGGGGGGGAAGGAGGAGCUCGCGGAGAGGCUGCAGCAGGCGCUCACAGAGGAGCUGUGCGAGUGGAAGUGGGACAAGCCGGCGCAGCCGCUGCGAUCAGAGAUCGUGGCCGCCGGGGCCUCUGCGAUUGCCCACAAGAGCUGCAUUUACGUGUUUGGGGGUAUGGAUGAGGAAAGAAAUGAGCACAUGGGGCUGUGGAAAUGGGACACGGCAGGCCACGAGGGCUUCACACAAGUGUCGUACAGGGGGCCCAUACCACAGACGUUUUCGGCAGGCUGCUAUGCUGCUGUCUACAAGGACGAGCUGUGGGUGUUCCCCGGCCCCAGGAACCACAACAUGCGUAACAUCUGCUGUUGUGACCUAUCGCGCUAUCGGUGGGUGGAAAGGGCGACAUUGGGGGAGCCGCCCUGUGAGACGCAGAUGCGGAGGAAUGUGGCUUGCUUCGUUGACGGCAAUCGGCUCAUCUUGCUGGGCGGCACAUAUAUGGACCGUGUGUACCUCUUCGAUUUUGAGAGCCGACAGUGGUCCAAGCAAAAGACUAAACCCCCUCAGGAGCUGCAAACAUGGAGUUUUGGGGGCGCUUGCCUAGUUGGAGACUGGCUAUAUGCCUAUGGCUCCUCCAAACGAAUCUCUGAGGAACCGUCUGUUGAGGUUUGGAGACUAGACAUAAGAGAAUGGCGAUGGGAAGACCACAUCUUGUCCAAUGGAACCCAGCCCCCUCCCUUCAGGAUACACUCGUCCUCUGCAGUAGUGGGAAAGAAAUGGAUCAUCCAUGGUGGCCGUCGCCCCAACGUCUCAAAGUUCAACGUGUCCGACCAGACAUUUGUGUUUGAUCUUGAGGAGCAUCGCUGGAGCAUGCUGAUGGCAGAGGGCCACCAGCCAGCCGCCCGGGAGUGGCACACAGCGCUGGGGUUUGAUGGCAUGAUGGUCGUGGUGGGGGGCCGGGUGGACAUACCUGACUAUGAACCCAUCCCCCUGUCUUUUGACACGAUGUGCAUGGAAGUCGAGAUCCUACGCUACCGGGAGCCACCUGUCCCACGCCAGCCAACAGGAAAGGCCAACAUUCUGGCCAUCUACAAGAAAUUGUACAACAACACCUACCUCAGUGAUGUGACACUGCUCGUGGAUGGCAAUCGAGUCCCAGCCCAUGCGCACGUGCUUGCCACCCACUCAACAGUCUUUGAGCGAAUGUGGGACUCACGCAUGCGAGAGACCGAAACCCACGAAGUGGUGAUCGAAGACGUGCCAUAUGACACGAUGCUGCUGCUCAUAGAGUACAUGUAUGGUGUCCUGUCAGAGGUGCCGAUGGAGCACGCUGCCGUGAUAGAAUUGUUCAAGGCAGCAGACAAGUAUGCCGUUCUGGGGCUGGUGAAGGAGUGCAUAGUGGUGUUCAAGAAGAUAACCACUGAACACACACUUGCACCCUUGCUGGAGGUUGCGGAUGAGCGCAGCAACGAUGAGCUGAUGCAGGUGUGCAAGGAGAUUGCUUACAAGCGCGUCGAGUCCGUCCUUCUGACAGAUUCCUUCAAGCAAUUGACACAGCGAAACCCAGACCUAACCUUGCCGUUUAUGAGUGAGGUGCUCAAGCGCCUGGUCCCCAAGGGGCACGAUGCAGAAGGCAGUGCUGCAUCAUCGAGCUCUCGGAGUGGCCGGUCGAUAGAAACCCGCACCAGCGGCCGAGCAUUGCUGCUGCCAUCAAGAAAAACGUAG